Mandrillus leucophaeus (drill) is the source of this 1513-nucleotide messenger RNA. It is a transcript of the gene LUC7L, whose product is annotated as LUC7-like (S. cerevisiae). Gene Ontology annotation, cellular component: U1 snRNP; U2-type prespliceosome. The record is from RefSeq and is a predicted model, not a curated record. Lineage: Eukaryota; Metazoa; Chordata; Mammalia; Primates; Cercopithecidae. Gene Ontology annotation, molecular function: mRNA binding. Bases 125 to 1282 code for a protein of 385 amino acids. Gene Ontology annotation, biological process: mRNA splice site recognition. The transcript is spliced from 10 exons.
UCCCCCGCGGCGGGAAAGAGCCGAGUGGGCUCGAGGCCGACGCGACCAUCAUUUGUCGACGCCGCUGCCGCUGCCUUCCUGAGAGAAGCCGUCGCGGCCGUCCCCACCGCCUCCGCCGGCUACCAUGUCCGCCCAGGCGCAGAUGCGGGCCCUGCUGGACCAGCUCAUGGGCACGGCUCGGGACGGAGACGAAACCAGACAGAGGGUCAAGUUUACAGAUGACCGUGUCUGCAAGAGUCACCUUCUGGACUGCUGCCCACAUGACAUCCUCGCUGGGACGCGCAUGGAUUUAGGAGAAUGUACCAAAAUCCACGACUUGGCCCUCCGAGCAGAUUAUGAGAUUGCAAGUAAAGAAAGAGACCUGUUUUUUGAAUUGGAUGCAAUGGAUCACUUGGAGUCCUUUAUUGCGGAAUGUGAUCGGAGAACUGAGCUCGCCAAGAAACGGCUGGCAGAAACACAGGAAGAAAUCAGUGCGGAAGUUUCUGCAAAGGCAGAAAAAGUACAUGAGUUAAAUGAAGAAAUAGGAAAACUCCUUGCUAAAGCCGAACAGCUAGGGGCUGAAGGUAAUGUGGAUGAAUCCCAGAAGAUUCUUAUGGAGGUGGAAAAAGUUCGUGCGAAGAAAAAAGAAGCUGAGGAAGAAUACAGAAAUUCCAUGCCUGCAUCCAGUUUUCAGCAGCAAAAGCUGCGUGUCUGCGAGGUCUGUUCAGCCUACCUUGGUCUCCAUGACAAUGACCGUCGCCUGGCAGACCACUUCGGUGGCAAGUUACACUUGGGGUUCAUUCAGAUCCGAGAGAAGCUUGAUCAGUUGAGGACGCUGGUUGUGUGGCAGAAUGAGCUGAUGACUCUCACCUGGCAGGAAGCCUCCACCACGCCUGGCCUUGUUCAUCUUUUUUUCCCCCUUUUAGGUCGGGAUCAAGAACCAGAGAUCGCAGGAGGUCACGCUCCCGGGAUCGGCGUCGGAGGCGGUCAAGAUCUACCUCCCGAGAGCGACGGAAGUUGUCCCGGUCCCGGUCGCGAGAUAGACAUCGGCGCCACCGCAGCCGUUCCCGGAGCCACAGCCGGGGACAUCGUCGGGCUUCCCGGGACCGGAGUGCGAAAUACAAGUAACUACUCUGACUCCUUCGGUAGCUGCAACCAGGAGUUCUCCAGAGAGCGGGCAUCCAGAGAGGAGUCCUGGGAGAGCGGGCGGAGCGAGCGAGGGCCCCCGGACUGGAGGCUUGAGAGCUCCAACGGGAAGAUGGCUUCACGGAGGUCAGAAGAGAAGGAGGCCGGCGAGAUCUGAACCCGUCUCCCGGGUGCUGUAAAUAGUCUGAUAAACGUUCACACAGUCUAAAAUUACCCUUUAUAUUUGCUGAAUACAACUCAUCUUUUGUAGUUUAAAAUUUCUAUUGUUUUGGAGCUAGCUGUGAGUUUCUAGAAUUGUACAGAGUUGCUCCUGUGUUCUGGGGUCAUGUUGAGUAGGAAUAAAUAAAUCUGACGACUGCCUCCUGAGGCUGCAGUGGGGUCUCUGCUG